AUGUCCUCUCCUCCCACCAUCCCCUCCUCCCUCCUCCCCCGCCUCCCCAAGUCCCAGUACACCCUCCACCCCCUCCUCCCCGCCGACCUCCUCAUCCUCAUCGCCCACCUCCGCACCCUCUACCUGCCCCCGAUCCAUGGCGGGUUCCAAGCUGCCGACGUGCUUGAUGACGGUGAUGGGUCGGAGCAUUAUGGUGGAGGAGAGCAAGGGAAGGAAAGGGUCAUUCAAGAAAGGAAAGAGACGCGGGAGAAGAAGAGGGAGAGACGGUUUAGCGCGGGGCUGGUGGAGACGAUGGGAGGUAUGGGGCUGGGGCUUGAUGUGCCGUUGACAGCAGCCCCGGAGCACCCUAUCGUCGAGGAUCAAGAAGCAGAGGAAAAAGAAGAUGAGAUUGAAGGAGAAGAGGCCGCCGAGUCGUACGAGUUCGAGCAGGAGGAAGAGAAGCCUCAUCUCGAUCCAUUCGAGCGAGAGUGGUCUGAAAAGUGGCUCAAUGGACUUGUACGAAGAAGCCAGGGAUGGCUAGAGGAGAAUGGGGAGAACGAGGACAAUUUGGCCGAGAUCAAGGAGGUAGAAGCUGUACUGCGAGACGCUACGGCUGUCCUUGCGAUGAUGGCUGGUACCAGUGCUGCUGGGUCUUUCACUCGGCAUCUCGUCUUUCCCAUGGCAGAGUAUCUUGGGCCAGCUCUCUCUCAAGUGCGUGCCAAACUGGAGGCCAACCCCCUGCACUCUCCCAGCACGUCCACAUUCCUCGCGUCCUUCUCUCGAUCUCCCACAUCUCCCCUCACCCUCACUCAGCAUCUCCCCUCGUCUCCCACUGCUACCCGAGGUAACCUCUCCGUCUCUCCUACGUCUUCGCGCCGUACAAAAUACCCUCUACUGCCUAUUCUUCUGCAUGACGCGCCCAUGAACGACCACUUGUCUGUCGGCGUCCAAACGUGGGGCAGCGCCAUCCUCCUGGGCCGACAAAUAUCUCUCCACCCCGCCGACUAUGGUCUCUUCCUCCCCCCUUCCACCAGCCGCGGCGUGCGCGUACUCGAGCUCGGUGCCGGUACUGGCCUCUUAUCCAUCUUGGGCCGAAAGCUGCUCGACCUCCACGCUGUCGCAGAAAACACCCACCCAGGACUCGUAGUCGCCACAGACUUUCUCCCCUCUGUCCUCGACAACCUCAAAGUCUGCGUCGACCUCAACUUCCCCCCAGCCAUCACCGACUCGGGCAUCCACUCUGCCACCGACAUUUCCCGCGAUACCGGGAUUCACGUCGCUAAGCUCGACUGGACCACAUUCCCUGCAUUCAUGGCUAGCGGCCAGAGAGAAGGGGACGAAGAGACGGCACUGUUUGUUAGAGAUGGGCCGUUUGAUUUGGUGUUGGCGAGUGAUUGUGUGUAUGAUGAGACGCAUGCGCGGUUGCUGCGCGAGGUUGCCGUGUGGGUGUUGAGGCUGCCUGAAGGUGAAGGCGACCAAGGAGGGACUUUUCACAUCUUGUCUCCACUUCGACCGACGUUCCAACCCGAGAUCGAAUCCAUCGUCCAAUUCUUCCCUCCCCACUCCACCUACACCCCUCUCGCCGAACGUCAAGCCGCAGCCUCUUCCGCCUCCUCUUCCAUCCCUCCCGAACUUCGCGGCGAAGGUCUGGGUACAGCAAGAGGUCUCAAGCUCGGCACUCGAGGCGACGGGAAACGCGCAGUCAAAGGACGGAAGGGCGAAGGGCGGACGGACGAGGCGUUGGGUUAUUGGUGGUGGGAAGUUGGAUGGGCUUAG
Molecule: messenger RNA, 1755 nt
Organism: Cryptococcus amylolentus CBS 6039
Lineage: Eukaryota; Fungi; Basidiomycota; Tremellomycetes; Tremellales; Cryptococcaceae
Exons: 3
Coding region: 1-1755 (584 amino acids)
Source: RefSeq, a predicted model, not a curated record